AUGCUGCCCACUCGUCUACGGCGUCGCAUGCUGAGAAGGACGACAGCUCUGAAACUGCGAAGCUGCACCACAAACUCUUUCGCUUCAGAUACAACCAGAAGUGCUGUUCGUGUACGCUAUGCUCCAAGCCCCACGGGAUAUUUGCAUCUGGGCGGGCUGCGCACUGCACUUUUUAAUUAUCUGUUUGCCAAAAGCUCUGGCGGACAAUUCAUCCUUCGUAUCGAGGAUACUGAUAAAACACGACAAGUAGAGGGUUCGGUGGAAGCACUUGUGAACAGCCUCAAGUGGUGCGGUGUCGAGGAAGACGAGGGUCCUAAUGUUGGUGGACCGUACGGUCCGUACAUCCAAUCUCAGCGUCUUUCAAUAUACCGAGAUGCGGUUAAGAAGCUAGUCGAGAGUGGACACGCAUAUCGCUGCUUCUGUACUAGUGAACGACUGCAAAAGCUGCGUGAAACGCAGACGCGUCAUGGUGAGGCAACAAUGUAUGACCGUGCAUGUCUAGGUUUGAAUGACGACGAGGUGAAAGCGCGAGUUGGUCGCGGAGAUUCAUUUGUGAUCCGAUUGAAAAUACCCGAGGGAAAGACGGUUGUUAAGGACUUGCUCCGUGGAUAUGUUCAAUUCGACCACACCGGCAUUGACGAUCAGGUUCUGAUGAAGAGUGAUGGUUACCCGACAUAUCACCUCGCGAACGUGGUGGAUGAUCAUGCCAUGCGCAUUUCCCAUGUUAUCCGCGGUGAGGAGUGGCUGCCGUCGACUCCCAAGCAUGUGAUCUUGUACAAGGCAUUGGGAUACGAGAUCCCAGUCUGGGCACAUUUGGGUCUUCUUCUGAAUGAAAAUCGCUCCAAGUUGUCGAAGCGUCAGGGGGAUGUCGCUGUUGAAGAUUUCAGGCAUAAAGGAUUUCUUCCGAGUGGAUUAGUCAACUUCGUUGCUAUGUUAGGCUGGAAUCCUGCCGAUGGUAACAAUCAGGAAAUUUUUCAGAUGAAAGAACUCGAAGAGCAAUUCUCGAUCGAUAACGUGAACAAGGCGGGCUCUGUUGUAAAUAUUGAUCGUCUUCGCUGGAUAAAUUCGCGCCAUGUGCGCGCACUAUUUGCAGAAGAAAAUAUUUCCGAAACGCGAAAAAUAGCUGUUUUGAAUGACGUGCUCCCGCUUAUGUCUUCGUCUUUGGAAGCGGCAGGAAUACCAACAACUCCAGCUGACCUUUUCAAAAAGUUUGGUGUGAGAUAUGUGUGGCGAGCAUUGGAUCUUAUGAAGGACCAAAUCACAGAAUGUAUCAAGGCUGUUGCAAAAAGCCGAAAUUUAGGGCUUAAAAAGGUCCUAAUGCCAGUACGUUACUACCUGACGGGCAUGGAUGGACGUGUCACUGUGAAUAUAUUUUUUCAUGUUACGUUAAGUAAUAAAAGCCUCGCGCAGCCUGCCUGGGAAUAUUACCUUCGAUUUAACCUGUUGGUUCGUGACAAGAUUUUUUUCUGA
Plasmopara halstedii is the source of this 1470-nucleotide messenger RNA. RefSeq names its product glutamate-trna ligase. Lineage: Eukaryota; Oomycota; Peronosporomycetes; Peronosporales; Peronosporaceae. The transcript is spliced from 11 exons. Gene Ontology annotation, molecular function: zinc ion binding; tRNA binding; ATP binding. The record is from RefSeq and is a predicted model, not a curated record. Gene Ontology annotation, biological process: glutamyl-tRNA aminoacylation. The coding region runs from base 1 to 1470 and encodes 489 amino acids.